GCGGUAGGCGGAGCGGGAGAACGUUCUAGCAGGUGUCGGUUCUCUGGUGUUCGGCGUGCUGCGCUGCUCCAGCGUGUCGCGAUGACCCGUGGAAAUCAGCGUGAACUUGCUCGGCAAAAGAACCUGAAGAAGACUCAGGAAACUCUUAAAGGCAAAAGGAAAGAGGAUAGCUUGUCUGCAUCUCAGAGAAAGCAGAGGUAAGAUACCCAGCACCAUUGAUUGGAG
Molecule: messenger RNA, 225 nt
Organism: Meleagris gallopavo (turkey)
Lineage: Eukaryota; Metazoa; Chordata; Aves; Galliformes; Phasianidae
Product: small EDRK-rich factor 1-like
Source: RefSeq, a predicted model, not a curated record